AAUGUCAUGCAAUUUUCGUUACUUUUCUUUAAUUUGAAUUUAUAUUGUUACGAAUGGAAUGCCUAUACAAUGAUUUGGGAUGCCUAUGUAACGAUUUGGAUACCAAAUUAUUACGGUUUCAACAAUUACAUCGCUCUUUUCUUCAAUUUCUGGAGUUUGAAAGCAUCAGAACUUUUCCUUAUCCUCGUUCAUAUUUUCGUUCGUGUUACUUUUUGCGAUUUUGGGAGCGAGGUUGGAUCAUACUGUGCUAACAAAGUUCCUCCUAAUUUUAAGAUUCAACUCAUCAUCUUCAAGAAACAAGAGGACUACUCCUAAUCACACAUUGAAUUCAAUUCUUUGAUAUCUCAGUUGAAAUUCUUUCCCAAAAAACAAAUCUUUUUCAUUUGGGAUUUCUCCAAAGACUCAUAUCAAGAUUGGGUCAGAAGGAGAAUGAGUUUCUUGACAUUCCUCAUUGGUUCCACAAAAUCAUGGCAGCCAGCCAUGACAGUGAACACAACAGCUUCAUCAUACUGGCUGAACUGGAGAUUGCUGCUUUGCUCGUUGUGGGUGCUGAUGUCGAUGGUGUUCGCCUCUCUUCUCAUAUCGAGACAUGAAUGUCGAAGGAACUCACAAGAGAAUGCAAAUGGACAGGAUAGAGAAUCAACAGGGAUUUUGUAUGAAGAUGAGGUGUGGAGACCCUGCCUUCAAAGCAUUCACCCCGGCUGGCUCCUCGCCUUUAGAGUUUUCGCGUUUCUCGUGCUUCUUUCCAUGCUUAUACUAAAUGUUGCUGUUGAUGGAGGGACCAUUCUUUACUUCUACACUCAGUGGACUUUCACACUGAUAACCAUAUAUUUUGGGCUUGGAUCCUUACUGUCUAUUCGCGGAUGCUAUGAAUACAACCGAGGCUCCACAGAGGUGCAUCUUGACACGGAGCGUGGCAAAGGCAAGGAUCCGAAUCAGCACCAUGAUGUUCGCGAAGAAGCAGGAUUCUUGGCCUAUGCUUUACAGAUCAUUUUUCAGAUGAAUGCCGGAGCUGUGAUGCUGACGGACUCGGUCUUCUGGUUCAUACUAGUCCCCUUUCUUGUCAUCAAAGAUUACCAUUUCAGCUUUCUGAUCAUAAACAUGCACUCAAUAAACGCGGUGUUUCUGCUCGGGGAGACUGCUUUAAACAGCCUGAGGUUUCCAUGGUUUAGAAUAGGAUACUUUUUCCUCUGGACUUCUGUUUAUGUCCUGUUUCAAUGGAUACUACAUGCCUGUGUCUGGAUAUGGUGGCCUUAUCCCUUUCUUGACCUCUCAUCAUCCUAUGCUCCAUUGUGGUAUUCAACUGUGGCAUUGAUGCACAUACCGUGUUAUGGCGUUUUCGUGCUAGUGAUGAAGGGGAAGCAUUGGGCUCUAAAGAGGUGGUUUCCUGAGACAUAUUGGUAUGCUCGACCUCAGUAAAGCUUUCUGAGAUGUUGCAAAAAAGUUUUGAGCAAAAACUUGGUUAAAAAGCAAUAGAUUUCAGUGAUGAAUAGAUUCCUAAACAGGUGUUUUUUUAGGUUUUGAGAGAUGUACAUGUCAAUACAGAGUAGUCCAUAAAUGUAUGUAACUACAAAUAGAUUUCUGACAAAAAAUAUAGUGAUGUAUUCUUCA
Salvia hispanica is the source of this 1611-nucleotide messenger RNA. RefSeq lists its product as uncharacterized. Lineage: Eukaryota; Viridiplantae; Streptophyta; Magnoliopsida; Lamiales; Lamiaceae. Gene Ontology annotation, cellular component: membrane. The record is from RefSeq and is a predicted model, not a curated record.